Molecule: messenger RNA, 299 nt
Organism: Amoebophrya sp. A120
Lineage: Eukaryota; Dinophyceae; Syndiniales; Amoebophryaceae
Source: the annotation of a GenBank genome assembly
GCAGCGGAAGGACUGGAAAGCUGCCCGUUAUGUACACCAAACACGACACGGUAUCUAGAUCUACUUAACGUUAACACGAUCAGGACAGAUCAUUUUUUCUUUCGAUUAGUCUACCAAGAAACUUGUUACGUAAUAAAAAUAAUCUUGGCUGUACGAGUCCGACACCGACUGUAGGUAGUGUCAUGACCAUUUUUCACUCUGAUACCCCGCCCUGCAUGUAUGCAAGACCAUAAAAAAAAUGGAAAAAUUGACAAACCAGAUGUGGUCCUGCCGUAACUCGAUCGCUGGGCGUGGCACCG